Molecule: messenger RNA, 1176 nt
Organism: Suillus clintonianus
Lineage: Eukaryota; Fungi; Basidiomycota; Agaricomycetes; Boletales; Suillaceae
Exons: 7
Coding region: 1-1176 (391 amino acids)
Source: RefSeq, a predicted model, not a curated record
AUGUGCACGAAUGACGUCCAAUUGACUCAGAUCUUCCUGUUCUUUAUUGCAGUGUUGCCUCCCCGUGCUGUUGCCAGUCCCAAGAAGAAACGGAGCAAGCACAAAGGAUCCGAUGCUUCAAAGACUGGCUUGCCAAAGAAGUCACGGGCUGCAGACACCGCUGAGGUACCCAGCAUGGUACCUCUUGUGUCCCUUGGCCUGACUGGAGUAGAAGCAGCAAAUGAUGCUCCCCGACGUUCUGGCCGCUCUAACGCAGGAACUGGAGGUAGGAACGCCCAGCUGGAGAAGAUCGGAUUAGCGCUACAAUCUAAGCCUCAAACUCACGAACUGACGUCCCUUGGUCCCAAUGUUCCAGUCAAUCCUCAAGCCCCAGAGCCACAUCAUAAAGGUCGAAAGAAGGGUUCUAAGGCGGUUCCUCCACCAUACUCACUCGUCAGCAAUGCUCCAGAUGCCUCAGCCAUGGAUAUCACAGGGCCCAGCUUGACAUUACAACAACCUGGCAGAAGGUUUGGAUUUUCUCCUGCAAGCACUGCAGACAUUGUUCAUCCCGGUACUGCUGAGACCACUCUUCAGGCGUCGGAUAACCCAUAUGUCGCCGUCAGGAUGAAGGUCGCGGAGCAGCGCGCUCGUAAUGCGGUCGCUGAGCAGCGAGCUCUGGACGCUAUCGCUGAGCAGCGCGCUCAGGACGCUAUCGCUGAGAAACGAGCUCGGGAGGCUAUCGCUGAGCAGCAAGCCCGCGAUGCUGUCGCUGAAAAUCCAGUGGUAUUUCCGAGGUCUGUCUUUUUGGAGCACAACUUAGACCCAGCUCUGCGCCAGCAGGAUGACACUAAUCACUAUUCUUACGGUUUGGGGUGGACGAACAGGAUGCCAGAUAUCUUCCGUGUGCAAUUGCCGCUCUCAUGUUUGGCUUUGGUUGCCGCAGUGUUCAACUGCGUUCUCGACGGCCUUGCGAAAAACGGACAUGGAAAGUCAUACCCGAAUUUUUCAAGCAAGGACUACAGCCCAAUUUACAACCAGAUGCUCGUAUUUCUCGAAGAUAUCCUCGAUGAUGCGCAUCAUGGUCCGAGGCUGACAGCUCAACUGCGAGAAUGGGCUGCAGCUGGAUGGGCCGCGGCGCUGAAUCUCGAAGGAGUUGUUGAGGCGAAGCACGACCACCUGAAAAUUCUUCUCGACUAG